CCCGGAGCCCCCAGAGCAGCCCCGGACACGCUUGUGCAGAGGAGGAAGCGGAGAGGGUAAACCACUGGAUUUCUGUCAGAAAUUCUGCAAGACUGACUAUCAGUAAAGAUGUCAUAUUUAAUGAAAGGACUUAAAUGUCACAGUCCUGUGAUGCACAAAGUAGCAGGAAGCCUGUUUAAAACACACACAUUAAAGAACACGUUAGUCAUCCAUGAACAACAAUUCAGAAUUUCACGUGCAUCAUCUCAGCUGAGCUCUGAAAAGGCGAACUCUUACAAUUACGUGAUUGUGGGAGCUGGGUCAGCAGGCUGCGUGUUGGCCAACAGGCUGACAGAAGACCCGCAGAGUUCCGUGCUGCUUUUGGAAGCGGGCCCCAGGGACACCCUGCUGGGCAGUAAAAGGCUCAUGUGGAAGAUUCACAUGCCCGCUGCGUUAACCUACAACCUGUGCGACGAGAAAUACAACUGGUACUACCACACCACGGCACAGAGGCACAUGGACAGCAGGGUGAUGUACUGGCCCCGGGGCAGGGUGUGGGGCGGCUCCUCCUCGCUCAAUGCCAUGGUUUACAUCCGCGGCCACGCCGAGGACUACAACCGCUGGGGCAGGCUCGGGGCUCUGGGCUGGGACUACGAGCGCUGCCUGCCCUACUUUAAGAAGGCACAGACACACGAGCUGGGCCCCGAUCAGUACAGAGGUGGGAAUGGCCCCCUGCACGUGUCCAGAGGGAAAACAAACCAUCCUCUUCAUCGGGCAUUCCUGGAGGCAGCCCAGCAGGCUGGGUAUCCCUUUACAGAUGACAUGAAUGGCUAUCAGCAGGAGGGCUUUGGCUGGAUGGACAUGACUAUACACCGAGGUCAAAGAUGGAGCACAGCUAGUGCUUAUCUUCGCCCAGCCAUAUCACGCCCAAAUUUAUCAGUUGCAGAGAAGACACUUGUAACAAAAAUCUUGUUCCAAGGAACAAAAUGCAUUGGUGUUGAGUAUGUGAAAAAUGGGCAAAGGAAAAAGGUUUUUGCCAAUAAGGAAGUUAUUUUAAGUGGAGGUGCCAUAAAUUCUCCCCAGCUGCUCAUGUUGUCUGGAAUUGGAAAUGCAGAUGAUCUCAAAAAACUGGGGAUCCCUGUUGUUUGCCAUCUUCCUGGAGUAGGCCAGAACCUUCAGGACCAUUUAGAAGUGUAUGUCCAGCAAAAGUGCACCAAACCUAUUACUCUAUAUAGUGCACAAAAGCCACUUAGCAUGGUGAGGAUUGGUCUCGAAUGGCUUUGGAAAUUUACAGGUGAGGGAGCCACUGCCCACUUGGAAACUGGUGGAUUCAUCCGAAGUGAACCAGGGGUUCCUUACCCCGACAUUCAGUUCCACUUUCUUCCUUCUCAGGUGAUUGACCAUGGUCGGGUUGCUUCCACAAUGGAAGCUUACCAGGUCCACGUGGGACCCAUGAGGAGCACAAGUGUGGGCUGGCUGAAGCUGAAGAGUUCAGACCCAAAUGACCAUCCCAUCAUUGAGCCCAACUACCUGUCAACAGAAAGAGAUAUUUGGGAAUUCCGCCAGUGUGUCAAAUUGACCAGAGAGAUCUUUGCUCAGAAAGCUUUUGAAAAAUUUCGUGGGCCUGAAAUUCAACCAGGAAAUCAUGUUCAGUCUGACAAAGAAAUAGAUGCCUUCAUAAGGCAGAAGGCUGAUAGUGCUUAUCAUCCUUCCUGCACCUGUAAAAUGGGCCAGCCUUCAGACAGCACUGCUGUAGUGGAUCCCCAAACAAAAGUAAUUGGUGUUGAAAAUUUGAGAGUAGUUGAUGCUUCAAUAAUGCCCAGUAUUAUCACUGGAAACUUGAAUGCCCCAACUAUCAUGAUAGCAGAGAAAGCUGCAGAUAUAAUUAAGGGCCUCCCAUCCCUUGAGGAGAAAAAUGUUCCUGUAUAUAAGCCCAAGACCUUGGAAACACAGAGAUAAAUAAAUAUUCUCAUCCUUUUAUAUCAUUUGCUAUUUAGGCUUUCAUCCACAUGUUGGUAUCUCAUGCUGAAUAUGCCAACAUGAUAAAUAUGCAAAACAACAUAUCCUAUUAAAAUAACUAUUAAUUUGAAUAAUUUUUUUGUAUUAGACAACCUACUGUUUCUUUUAAUCAGCUGGCUUAAAUUCCUUUUUAGAAUCAUAGAAUGUGCUGAGUUUCAAGCGACCAAUCAGGAUCAUUGAGUCCAACUCCUGGCCCUGUGCAGGACACUCCAAGAAUCACAAAUUUAGUUAAAUAUGACCUUUUGUGGUAAAUUCAAAUUUUCUGUUGAAGAGAAGCUGUUUCUAAAUGCCAAGAUGGUUGUACACACGAACCAGAAAUACUGUGUGAUUGCACAAGGAGUGGAAGAAAUUAAUGUGUGCUAUUUUGAAAAUGAUUAUGUUAUUUGAAGAAUUUUAACUGCUGUGAGAUUCUUAACCAGGAUAACAGAUAAUCAGUGACCACCACAUCCUGCAAAGAAUGGUUAAGCAAAUGUAAGCACUUAUGCAAUGUCAUAUUCAAGAGCUGGAUUAGUUUGUAUCAGAAUUCAUAGGAAAGGGAGGAACCUGCAUGUGCUCAGAGUUUGUCAAAUGUGGUUUUUAUGAAAGGAAUGCACGGUUUACAAAUCCUCACUCAAAGUUACAUUUCACUAAGCUCAGUAGUCUCUAAUUAUAUAGCAUUCAGGGAGAAAACAUACAGUGUAUUUAUCAGAAACUUAUUUAUCUAAAACAUGCAGAACUGGAUUUGAUAUUUAUAAAAAUCUACUGGAAAAUGGAUAUUUCUCUUUGUGGUUUUUUGCUGCUUUUUUUUUUUCCACAAGAAGCUUAGCAGAAUUCUGCUCACAAUUUCAGCUUAUGUAGUUGUACCACUCUAAGCAGUAGGAGAUCUCCACUUUGUAUAACAUCCUUAAAGUGAUUGGUCUUGGCAAGAUGAUUGUUUGCAAAAGAUAUUUACUGGUAAAUAUUCUGAAUGGUU
Messenger RNA from Sturnus vulgaris (Common starling), 2950 nucleotides. RefSeq names its product choline dehydrogenase (gene CHDH). Gene Ontology annotation, cellular component: mitochondrial inner membrane. The record is from RefSeq and is a predicted model, not a curated record. Gene Ontology annotation, molecular function: choline dehydrogenase activity; flavin adenine dinucleotide binding. Lineage: Eukaryota; Metazoa; Chordata; Aves; Passeriformes; Sturnidae.